Molecule: messenger RNA, 10147 nt
Organism: Sycon ciliatum
Lineage: Eukaryota; Metazoa; Porifera; Calcarea; Leucosolenida; Sycettidae
Exons: 19
Coding region: 255-8657 (2800 amino acids)
Biological process (GO): protein phosphorylation
Molecular function (GO): ATP binding; protein binding; protein kinase activity
Source: RefSeq, a predicted model, not a curated record
UUUUGUCGUUUUGACAGGUCACGCGCCGCGCAGUCGAUGCUCUGCCUACUCGACUGCCUACUUUUUAGGAGAUCAGAAUUUCGGACAUGAUUGUGAUGAUUAUGUUCCCUUGUUUUAUUACUGUGGGUCAUGGAGGAAGGAUGUAUGAACAAGUUACAUGGAAGGGAGAGGAGCACCUGUGACUACAUCGGUUAGAAUUGUGUUCGCUUCUAGCCCUAACGUAGGCUGUUAUUAUUAGCGAACACUCUCGGGACAUGUCGGGCGGUAACGAUGCGGCGGGUCGACGGUACGGCCAGCAUGGAGCGUCGAGUGCCGCUCCGGGAGGCUCUCAGUCCGCCAACAGCAAGCCACGUGCUGAUUUGCAUUGGCUGUGCCGCGAAGGCAAGGUGGAGGAGCUGCGAAAGCUACUGCGCAAGCACGCUCCGCAAGUGGACAAACGCAAAGGCAGCUACGGUCUGACCGCGCUACACGAAGCAUGCCGCAUGGACAGACCCCAAGUCUGCCUGGAAUUGCUCAAUUAUGGCGUUGAGUUCAACGAGACGACGACGGAGGGCCGCUUCACAGCACUGCACCUGGCCGCCUACUACCGUCACUACCGGUGCAUUGAGCACCUGCUACUGCACAGCAAGAAGAGACUCAAGCUGCACUUCAAGAACGAGGACGGCAAGACGGCGCUGCAGCUGGCGCACGAGAAGGGAUUCCGAGACGUCGUGCGCAUCAUCCGCUGUGGAGAGAUCUAUCAAGUAUCGAAGGAGAAGGCUUCGGCCGACCUAGUGCGCUCCAUUCUGGAACGGCUGCAGUUCGAGGAGCGUCAGAACGGUGCAUGCACACCGUCCACGGAGAGUGUUGUCCGCAAGCUGAUCGACAAGUGCUUGUCGGAUGCAGCUAGCGCCAACAACAUACAAGUCGUCGGCUAUCUUCUGCAGUUCGGAGUGCACAAUCCGGACGUAAUGCUGACCAGUUACAAGCUGGCGAAGAAUUCCGGGUUCCUGGAGGUAGCUGCCAUUCUCAUCCUCUCCUACCGAACGUUCAUACACGACACGGACGCAGUCAGGUACUUGCUGGCGCCUCAAGUUGAGGUGGAGAACAAUAACUUUCUCAUCCUGGGAUCUCAGCAGGAGCGAGACUUAGUCUACCCGCUGCACAGCAAGAAGGCCAUCAACACCAGCAUAGCUAUGAGGGUUGCUAUGCAACAGAGUUUCCAUGACACGGCCGGGGAGAUCCUGAUCAACAUGGAAUGCGACACGAAGACCGGCGCUGUCGACUGGCACGGCCUCGGUCUGCCGUUCGUCGCCAACUACUGGCUGCUACGCGAGAUGCACGUGUUCCGAUCGUUGGGCAACAACUCCAUCCACCAUUCGGUGACGUCGCUGGGCGAAUGGGUGACAUCACUGGAUCUGAGCGUCAACUAUCUUCGUGGAGUUCCGCCCGUUAUCGUACAGCUGAAGAAUCUCAAAGUACUGGAUCUGAGUGAGAAUUUCAUCGGCGGCGCGGAUUGCGCCGACGCUAAUAAUCACACGGGACUGCCGGUGGAGAUCUUCGGUUUGAAGAACCUCAAGAAGCUCAACCUGCGCAAGAUCAACCUCGCCGAGUUCCCAGAAGUCGAGGAUUGGUCUCCGUGCCUGACCGAUCUCAACCUGUCGAACAACCAGCUCAAGACAUUGCCGUUUUCCCUGGGCAAGGCCAGCGAAAUGCUCAACCUCAACCUCUCCCAUAACAAAUUGGAGUAUGUGCCGCGCUGUGUGGGUGAGCUGACCAAGCUGUGUUCUCUUAACAUCAGUGACAACCACGCUAUCAAGUCUCUGCCGCUGGAGCUCGGUCGCCUCUCACAGCUCAUCUCCCUGGACACCAAGAAGCUGACGAUCGGUAACGUGCCCGAGGAGCACCUCGGACGUCCCGGCGAUAUCGUGCGCUACUUGAACAAGCAGCUGCGCAGCCUGGAGCCACAGCGAGCUGCCAAGAUCGUCGUGGUUGGUGAAUCCCACGAUCGGCGUCAGCUGCUCGUUAGACACAUGCGUGAUUACUCUAGCUGUCCGCCCGGAGUGUUUGAUCUGGGCUGUCUAGAGACGUUCUGGCUGUUCAUGCGCGCCAUGGAUGUCAAGCACACCCACUUCAUCCUUGUCUGGGAUCUGGAUCGAGAUGAGUCCUUGGUCGAUCUCAUACCGUUCUUUGAGUUUAUUCGCAAGAAACUCCCGCACAACACCAAGACUGGGCGUAACCCUCGGUUGCAGGUGGUGUUGGCAGCCGUUCACACGCGCGAUGUGCCGCGUGAAGAGAUUGUGGACUGCGUCGACACAAAGCUGGGCGAACACGAGAUACUGGCAAACCUGCGACCAGUUCGACCCAAGCCGGUCAUUGUAAAUCUGACGCGUGGCCAUCGCGAACGCUCCGUCAAGGAUCUGUUCGAUGUCCUGGACACACUGGACUCGACAUACCUGAUGAUCCCGGAGGUCCCGCACAGUCACGUCGGAUUGCGUAACAGACUCUCGUCCAAUAAGAAGCUGCUCUCCACGCCGCUAGAGCAAACCGCGUGGAUGAUCGAGAAAGUGGAUCUCUUUUCCAAGAUCAACAGCCUGAUGAAAGAUCCCGUGGAUGAGAUAGCAGAGUCUAACUGGGACGAGAUGAAAGCGCUGCUCACCUUUCUCCAGCAUGAUGGGAAUCUGCUGCACAUCCCUUACCCGGGCUCUGUGUUUGAUGACCUCUACUUCUUCACACCACAGUGGCUGUUCAGAUCUCUGCUGGAUGGAUUUGGCCCACAGGCACAUCCUCCACUGGGCUUUGCAUCGCACACCGAAGGCUUGUAUCGUCGCAAGGCAUUGGCCAGCCGCGAGAUGUUUGGCCGUGGCUCACCGCGUGCAAAGCUGGGAGACUUUGCCAUGCAACUGGCUACCUUUUUUGGUCUUGCGUUUCCAGUUCAGGGUGACAUGAUGUUCCUGCCUUUUAAGCUUCCUGCCGUCAUGCCCCCCAACCUGGAGCCACGGUUCGUAAGCAGCAUUCACUCCACGCCGAUGCACGUACGCUUCUUCUCUGCGUCGAACGACUGGCCGUGGCCUCUGGGCUUUUUUCCCCUGCUCCAGUCGUACGCCAUGGACAAUCUCGCCGAGCUCACGCAGGAUAGGACAGCUGAGCAGCCACAUAGCUACACAGAGGCACUGAGUUGGAACUGUGGACAACACAAGCGCGCCGAUGUGCGACAUGCUAGGCCAGGAGCGUCACGUAAUCUCUCCCGGAACCGGUACUCGCAAGACUUUGAGCUGUCCCGUCGUCAUCGCCUCACUCUCUGGACUGGAGGCAUAGCCGGCUGGGUGGAUGACCAGCUGAUCUUCAGCGUCUUUCAGAAGUCGACGGUGAAGGGUGCGUUCCCCCAGGUGCCGCAGCUCAGCAACGUCGGCACACUGUGUGUGGCUGUGCCAGGUACAGGGCAAACAGGUUUGCGGCGUGUAGCUUGCCUCGUCGACAUCGUUCUGCUGCUGCUCGACGAGGUGUUUGCUCACGAAGUGUUCCCGUUCCGCGCUGAAGCGCACAUGGCCGGUCCUCACCUGGAGCAGUACACGCCGUGUCAGCAGUGUGUUAACGCCGGGGACGUGCAGGCCAACGCAGGCACCCCGUCACAACACAGCAAUGGGCACAGCAACAGCAGCAGCAACCAGUGGCAUCUCUACUCAGUUACACAAGUCGUACAGGCUUGCACACAGAAGUCCUUGCAUACUGUGCACAUGUGCACUAAGCAUAGCUGUAGCUCAGUGCAACUCAUGGAGCAGCUUGUUCCCGAUCUACUACUGCAUGAUGUGGAUAUUCAAUAUCGCUUCACCGCCGACGAGAUCAUCUCCGUUCACGACCACAAGGAGAAAGAAGGCAAGCUCCUUGGUCGCGGUGGUUUUGCAAAGGUCAUGGCUGCCUACUGCGAAGACCGGGUGGUGGCAUGCAAGCAGUAUAAUGAAACUCCGGAUGUACUGUCCAAUUACCGUGAUAUCCGGCGGGAGAUUGAAGUCUUGAACCACUUCUCACUUCACUGCGAAGACCUCAGCUCCGCGAACAGCAGCAUUGGCAGCCACAGCACCAGGCGCAGCACCAGCCGCAGCAACACAGGACCACGUGAUGAGACGGACAGCAUCUUCGACGCCCAGUACGAGCCCCGGCAUCCAGCCACCGAGUUCUUCGUCUCCCUGUUUGGCAUAUGCCUUUCGCCGAUGACAUUGCUGCUGGAGCUGGCACCGUACGGCUCUCUGAACACUAUACUGGAGGAACGCCAUCAUGAGUUAUCACGUCCGUACCUAGCUGUGGUGGCGGCGGAGGUAUCGUCAGGUAUCCGUGCUCUGCACACCAGCGGUAUUGUGAGUCGGGAUAUCAAGGGCGGUAAUGUGCUCGUCUACAGCCUGGAGCUGAGCGACCGGCCGCACGUCAAGCUGACCGACUUUGGUACGUCCAUUGUGGUCCCGCAGUCCGGCGUUGCCAAGGUGAUCGGCACCAGGAACUACCAGGCGCCGGAGACGCAGCUGGAGUGCAGCGGGGCGCGGUACGGAUUCCCGGUGGACGUCUUUGCGUUCGGCCUCUUCUUGUUCGAGCUGAUGACGGGCCGGAAAGCGUUCAGCGAGGUUCAGGCGGGCCCGAUCAUGGCCGCGAUACGUGCCGGCAAACGUCCAGACAUCAGUGUGGCGCACUGCGGAGCUCACCUGCAGUGCAAGACAGCCAUGGCGUGCUGGCAGGAACAGGUGCACCUGCGACCGCAGUCCACCUCGCUGCACGAACACCUCACGCAGCCCGAGUCGCUUCUGAUGACCGACUGCGUGCAGUUUGAGCUGGACACGAGCCUGCGCAAUGCGUUUGUCAUCACGCCACCCAGUGCAGACUUUGGACGUGGCCAGUACCUGAUCACGGUGCACCGCGACAGCGUCAACCGAACGCGUAUACGCAUGGGCCCGAUCCGAGGCAGCCAAACCCAGGACGUCCUGGCGUCCACGUACCCAGACCUGCCAGGCAAGCAGAUGCACAGGGAGAGUGACCUUGACGUGGAAGGCGGUCGGGCAUUGUCGGCAUGUAUAUCCACACUCUCUCGCCGACUCUGGAUCGGCACCGACCGUCGCAAACUCGUUGUCGUCGACUACUCCACGUUCCCGCUGAGCUGUGACGAUGAUGGUAUAACCGUGCCGGGGAAACCCCUCAGCAUGGCUGCCAGCGUGUCACAGAUCUUCGUCGCCCUCGACAACGGCCUCCUGGCCAUGUUCCCGCGCGAUCGGCGUCGCAGCGAUGAGGGUCGUCGUCAUGGCUACCGUGCUCUGCGCCUUGACGACUGCCCGCUGGUGGCGUUGUGCAUCGUGCAUGACUCACGCCUAUGGUGCCUGUCACAGCGCGGGGACGUACACAUUCUGUCCGUGAGUCGUCGCAAUGAGAAGGAGGUGCAGCUAUCGAUGCCCUUGGAGGAGGCGAGCUCCGUGCGUGGUCUGACGCUGUGCCACGCAGCGUAUCAUGGACUAGUGUGGGUGGCCUACCGUGAUAGCUUUCACCUGGUCGCAUGGCUAGACUCCACAUCGCGGUUCAGUGCCAAUGACGCAUCCGCCAGCCGGCCAGCACCUACCAAUGGAGGUACUGAGGACAGUGGCUGCCAGUCACCCGCCCUGAUCGUUGACAUGUCGGGGGAAUGGCGGCAUAUCGUACCACAAGCUCAGCCCCUACUACCGCAGAACAUCGAACUGGACGAGAAUGUACUGCGUGUCCGCUCCCUCGUAGUGGAAGGUGAUGUGAUGUGGGUCGGUACAAGCGUUGGCAUUGUGCUACUCUAUCGACUGAAGCAAGCAGAGCGAGUCGUAUUGACCCGCACCAGCACUUUUCAUCGGCGCCGCGAUCCUCGCGAUCUCAGCAGCCAAGACUCGUCGGAGCAGAAUGAGCUGCGUCACCAGCAGCCCGAGUUCCUUGGCUGGCUGUACACGCACAGCGGCCCGACAUCGCAGCUGAUGGCAACGGACCUGAGCUCCACGGGUGGCUUCUCCGGCCGCGUGGUCAUGUCCUGCGGUACGGGUUGCCCGCUCUUCGAUCAGAGUGGAUGCUUUGCGCUGUCCCAGGGCAGAGCCAAGCAGCGUACGCGCAGGCAGAGAUUCCAGGGUAUAUUCACGGCCUCGUCGCAAGCUCACGAUAGCGUGGACGCACGGCCGACUUCGGCGGAGGUGAUGCUUGGCGCUAGCGCACACGGCACGCUAGGAGACCUGUUUGGAGUUGGAGACGACGAAACGGAUAGUGAUGCAGGCUCGGACGCCGCUGCUAUGCCUGUCUCCGUGGAGGCAGCGGAAGACUUCGCCGAGCAGCUCCGCAUUGGUGGCAAUGGUGGUGGUGGCGGCAGCAGCAGCAGCGUUGCCAGUGGUUACUCGCAUCCAACCCGGUCACCACGAGGUCACCGGGAACAUACCCGGCCUAUCACCCAUGCGCCCGUCGCCAUGGGCGCGUCUUCGCGGCACUCCGGUGCCCUAUCCCCUGGCGGCAAGCCACCCGGGACGGACAGGCCCCCCGCCAGUCCCGGGCGCGAGAGGGAGAGCGGGAGCGCGCAAGGCAGCAAGUCUCCAGCAAUCACCGUUGCCAGGGCGUUUGCCGUAGAUGUUCCUGCCGGGCCUGUUGCCACGACUACCGUCUCAACGGCACUUAGCACAAGUGUGAUAAACACUGGAAUAACGUUUCCACCGGACAGGAGUAUCGGCAUGUAUGAUAUUGAGCCGGUGAACACCAGCCACACCACGCCCAACGCUGACGACUACAUCGGCGACGCCAUUGAGGGUGUUGUCAUUGCCGGCUUGCCAGGCUCUGGUGGUGUGGCCGCCGCAAUGGCUGCAGAUCUCGCGCUGCUCGCAGCGUCGUCGCAGACUUCCAGCGGUGACGGCCAUGAUGAGGUUGAUGGAGCUCAGAGCCAAGCAAGGCUCACCACACCUGCGGUGGUGUCCACCGUGCACACCAUCCCGGGAGAUUCUCAGUUGUUGCCUGUUGCCUCUGAGAUACCGUCGGACAUGCCAUCACCAUCGCAACCCAUCUUGGACGGCAAUGAAGUCAAUGAACAACCAGUGAGAGCUCAGACUGAUGAACCACCAACGCAGGAUGUUGGCAACAUCGCCCCUGAGGAAACUUCCCUUGUUUUGUCCCGUGAGGCGGCGGCGUGUUCCGACCACCGGGAGAUUGUAGUUGGCGGCGCAUUGUGCAACAACACCGCUGACACCGUUGCUGAAGCUACGCACGACAGUUCCUCAGUGCCUGCGGAUCAUCCCCUGGAUGGUGUAUCCAUAGCAACAGGAGUCCCCCGCGGCACACAUCAACCAGCGCCGGCACAGCGGGAAGGAGAAACGUCGACUGACGGCCAAGCCACGGCGGCGGAAUGCACGACCAACACUGUCUCAUGUUUAGCUAGUGAUGACUCUAACUGCAGGCAAGCAGGUGAUAGAGAUAGUGUGGACGGGAACAUCACGUGCAUAGAGCAACCUGUGCCAACAUCAUCAGACAGAGAGCCAUCGGAAUUCACAACACCAACGCGGCCAAGUCCAAGAACUGAUUGCCCGGAAGAAAGCCGAGUAGCCGAGAUCUCCUCAUCAACAGCCACCCAGCCGACACACGUCACAUCACCAGCCGACGCCCGUGAUCUUGUUGCCGGGGGUAGCGGCGACGUUGACGGCACUACCACACGCCUUAGGUCCAUUGACGGAGUUGUACAUCGUGAUGAACUACAACACGGCAGUACAGCUGAGACCCCAUCUACUGGGCAAUCCGCUUCACGACUCCUGCCAGGACAGGGAACACAUGCGCUACAAGCUGUCAACGAACACAGCUCAACUGACGGUCAUGUCUCUGCUCGCGACCGGGAGUCCUCGUCUCAUGGUCGCCGUUUGAGCAGCAGCACUACCUGCAGCUCGUCCUACUCAUCGUCGCUUCUCACGCACAAGCCAAAACCGGGUCUGCUGCCAUUGGCCGAUGUGGAGAGCACUGCACCGCAUGCGCAGGGGAUUCCCCAGCCGACUCACUCAGCAUUGAUCUCGCCAACGUCACCAGCUGAGGAGAAUCAGUCACGCCAGGCGUCACGCGAUGCGGAGCGUCAUCGGCCCGUCACAGCUUCUCGCGCAAUACCCACCACACCGUCGCCACCAUCGUCGCGGAUACGGCGGCACGACUCUGGAGGUUCGUCCAUGUCUACUUCCCGCCACCAGUCCAGUACUGCAUCACGUGCCGACGUGGAAGACGACGGCUUCAUUCUCGUCAAAUACCCCACUGUUCCACCGGGUGGGGGUGAGGAGCCACAUCAAGAUGCAGCGGCAGCCAGCGCUGGGAAGUUGAGUUUGUUUGACCGUCUGCGCGGUGCAAAGUCUCCAGCAACGAACCAGUCGUUAGCUGUGCACGGAGGGAGCACAUCAGCGCACAGACGCUCUCCAUCGCCGGGUGUAGACAGCAGCAGCACUGCACAUUCCGGCGACGACAAUGGCCCGUUUCCCACACCCAUGGAUUCACUAGAUCAAGAUUUCUCGGCUACCGUCAGCGAAGACGCGGCCGAGAAGUUUGUUCUCCUUCAGGAUUUAGAGCCGGUCGUUGUUUUCUGGGAGGCGUGCAAUGCGGACACAAUGGAGAAGUUAUUUGCUGCUUCCCAGCGGUGUCAUAAGCCGUUUGGUAACUGUCGGCGUCGCCGUGCAGCAUAACAUCCAUCCAGAGCAGGCCGGUUGGCGAUGAUGUUGCGUGUACCAAACGAUCUCGUGACAUGGUGGUCGGAGUGAGAAAUACGAUUCGCUUUUCACGCCCGACCUAGCGAUAACACGUGCGCGAGUCCGAGAUGGCUAUGCUUAGCAGCUGAACUGACUGCUUGGCUGGUCAUGCACGCUACAUAUCUUCACAGAUUUUUCUCACUCGCCCGGCCAGAGGCGAAUUCUCUACAUCGUUAUCUGCAAUUCAGUUGCCUUCGGAUAAAUCGUCGCACUACCAGCUGCUGUUUUUCAGGAGCUUCUCGGCCUCAGGCUGACUAAUCACGGAUAGCCUAUGUUUAUUCCCGUCACCAUAACGCAACUUCCCAGUGCUGGUGAAUGAACAUUGAUUACUUUGCAGCUUAUCUGAUCUCUUAUCUUAUCUCGUUAUCGCUAGACGAAUAGGCAGCGUGGAGGCAAGACCUAUAUGAGAGCGAUGAAUAGCGUUAUUUAACAUUUGAUUUCUGAUUCUUUCUGAUAUCACUCAUCGCUCAUUGUGCCAGUUGGCCAACUUUUCAAUGUAACCUUUUCAUCUUGUCAGUAUUGUACUCCAACAUGUGUGCGUUGUGCUGUAUGGCAGUGCUGGUAACGCUGGUAACGCCGGCAGCGCUGGAAAUGCUUGUAACGCUGGUAACGUUGGCAACGCUGGUAGCGCUUGCAAUGCUGGCAACGCUAGCUCUCGGCAGUACGUACAGAACUCCGUUUCAAUGAUACUGGGCGUUCAGUGGGGAGUCAUCUGCUUCCAGUGGGCUUCCUGUUCCAAGGAUUUUGUCUGCGCAACUAGGCUGAUCCACCGUUCGGGUUGCAACAAGGCAUUGUUAGUGAGUACACACAUGUCUCAACACCAACUCUAUACUGCCUGUACUAGUAAUAUUGUAUUACAAUAUCAUUAGGAAUUUGGAGAAUUUGACGCCUGUUUGGCUUUGAUGAUAUAUAUAUAUAUAUUUUUGGUAUUGAUUUAUUUGAAUUCGGUAUCUCAACAGUACAUUGUACAACUUGGGAAGAUCCGAAUGACAUAGAUACAUAAACAUAAAAGUGGAGUAGGUGAUGUAUGUCUGGUGAGCUCUUCUAAUUCUACCUCAGACUACCUGCACAAAUUUAACUAAGGCUAUGGUAUUGCCGCACACACUAUCCGUUAAAGAGCAACUUGAGACUCGUCACAGAAUUUCUGCAUUCAUUUUUGGAAAAUAUUUUUCGCUGGAAAUCUGCUCCUCGCCUGCAUGCACUGCACUGCUCUUGCUUGUUUUUAGAAGCGUUUUACUGCUUGUUUUAGCAGCGUUUUACUGCUUGUUUUAGCAGCGUUUUACUGCUUGUUUUAGCAGCGUUUUACUGCUUGUUUAGCAGCGUUUUACCGCUUGUUUUAGCAGCGUUUUGCUGGCUAUUUUGGGUAAUACGCGAUGCUCACACCUUCAUUAUGUGACUACUGGAAAGUAAAUUUGUGUGGAAAGUGA